AUGGCACAUUCAGUAAAAAUUUAUGAUACAUGUAUUGGUUGUACUCAAUGUGUAAGAGCUUGUCCUACCGAUGUAUUAGAAAUGGUACCUUGGGAUGGAUGCAAAGCUAGUCAAAUUGCUUCUGCUCCUAGAACAGAAGAUUGUGUAGGCUGCAAAAGAUGUGAAUCUGCUUGUCCAACAGAUUUUUUAAGUGUACGUGUUUAUUUGGGAGCUGAAACUACUCGUAGUAUGGGUCUAGCUUAUUAA
Physcomitrium patens is the source of this 246-nucleotide messenger RNA. The record is from the annotation of a RefSeq genome assembly. Lineage: Eukaryota; Viridiplantae; Streptophyta; Bryopsida; Funariales; Funariaceae.